AUGGAUGUUUCUUGUUUGCUGGUUUUGGUCCGCGUCGAGUAUUUGAUUUCCUCGAUACCACCUAUUUCUAGGAAGCUAACCUAUCCGCCACCUGGCACGCGUCCGAUAGAGGACCAGCAACCCCGCGCAAAAGAACAGAUUGAUCUUAGAUGUCAACUAUUAAUAUAUCCUGGAGCUUUCAGUUUAACAACUGGUCACUUGCAUUGGACUCUUUUGCAACGUUCACGAGCAAAUGAUAAUCAAUUAUAUGUUGCGUGUGUUUCGCCUGCAAGAGGAACGAGUAGACACAUUGCAUAUGGACAUACCCAACUUACUGAUCCAUGGGGAACUAUUUUGCGAGAAUUGGAGGAAAAAGAAGAUAUGAUAAUUGAAGAUAAUAUUGUUACGUACAAGGUACUUAACAGAUGGAGGAUAACUGUUUCUCGACCGGCCAGUCCGCGCGCGUAGCGCCUGCGCCGUCUAAAAGAAAUUAUGCCCUGUCGGUAGGAUUAAGGAUUUUAGCGGUAAGUCUGUAUCGUUUCAAUGAUUUAAUGUUACUUUUAACUUUAAUUCUCUUUCAAAU
Molecule: messenger RNA, 562 nt
Organism: Leptopilina heterotoma
Lineage: Eukaryota; Metazoa; Arthropoda; Insecta; Hymenoptera; Figitidae
Product: omega-amidase NIT2-like
Exons: 4
Coding region: 1-447 (148 amino acids)
Biological process (GO): L-glutamine metabolic process; oxaloacetate metabolic process
Cellular component (GO): mitochondrion
Molecular function (GO): omega-amidase activity
Source: RefSeq, a predicted model, not a curated record